Molecule: messenger RNA, 372 nt
Organism: Dracunculus medinensis (Guinea worm)
Lineage: Eukaryota; Metazoa; Nematoda; Chromadorea; Rhabditida; Dracunculidae
Source: the annotation of a GenBank genome assembly
UUCUCUUUACGAACGAAUCCAACUCCUAUUAGUCAGAGGAGCCAUUUCAGAUCACGAGCUCAGAUUCCUUUUGUUCGUACUCAACUGAUUUCAUUAGAUCGUCAUGGCCUACGCACAGUUCAAGUCGACAAAUUAAAACCAGGACCUUUUGGUUUUUAUAUAGCAACAGGUUUAAUAAAUAACCGACAAGGAAUAUUUAUUUCGCGCAUUUCAUUGCCAUCACUAACGUCGGUGCUUUCAGCUGGUGAUGAGAUUGUUUACAUUGAAAAUGAACUUGUGAAAGGUAGAACUUUAGAAUAUGUGCAAUCUCUUUUAGCGGACAAAACAAAUAUAAAAAUUGUAUUAUCACCUGCAAAUUGUCCAUCAAUUUGA